Alnus glutinosa is the source of this 1529-nucleotide messenger RNA. Its product is annotated as histone deacetylase 8-like. Bases 127 to 1287 code for a protein of 386 amino acids. The record is from RefSeq and is a predicted model, not a curated record. The transcript has 4 exons. Lineage: Eukaryota; Viridiplantae; Streptophyta; Magnoliopsida; Fagales; Betulaceae.
AUCACACCAGCCGCGUUUGUCAUCGUACAAAUCGAUUCCGAUAAUGUGCAGUUUACGCUUUUAGUUCAGUGUGCAGUUCGAGGGUGGCACAAUCUUUUUACUUUCUCAUCAAACUGGAAUACUUCCAUGCAUGCUUCUCCUACUCCUACUCCUACUCCUACCCCAAUGGACCGCAUAGAUGCCUUCUGGCACGAGGGGAUGCUCACCCAUGACAGCGGCAGUGGCGUAUUCGACUCCGGAAUGGACCCGGGCUUUCUUGACGUUCUGGAGAAGCACCCGGAGAACGCAGACAGGGUCAAGAACAUGCUCUCCAUCCUCAAACGAGGCCCCAUCUCUCCCUACAUCUCUUGGCACUGCGGCAGACCUGCUCGCAUCCCCGAAUUGCUCUCCUUCCACACUCAAGAAUACAUAAAUGAGCUAAUCGAAGCUGAUAGAAAUGGAGGGAAGAUGCUUUGUGCUGGAACUUUCUUGAACCCUGGAUCAUGGGAUGCUGCGCUGCUUGCUGCUGGUACUACAAUGUCGGCAAUGAAGCAUAUACUUGAUGGGCAUGGGAAAAUUGCAUAUGCAUUGGUUAGGCCUCCAGGUCACCAUGCUCAGCCUACUCAAGCUGAUGGGUACUGCUUCCUUAACAAUGCGGGUCUUGCUGUUCAAUUGGCUUUAGAUUCUGGGUGUCAAAAAGUUGCAGUUAUUGAUGUUGACGUUCACUACGGCAAUGGAACAGCAGAGGGGUUUUACAAGUCAAAUAAUGUUCUUACCAUCUCCCUUCACAUGAAUCAUGGGUCGUGGGGUCCUUCUCAUCCACAGAGUGGAUCGGUUGAUGAGAUUGGUGAAGGACAAGGGUUUGGUUAUAAUAUGAAUAUACCUCUACCAAAUGGAACUGGUGACACAGGAUAUGCGUAUGCCAUGACCGAGUUGGUCGUUCCAGCUGUUCAAAAGUUUAAGGCUGAUAUGAUGGUUUUGGUUGUUGGCCAAGAUUCAAGUGCUUUUGAUCCAAAUGGAAGGCAAUGCCUGACAAUGGAGGGUUAUCGAGAGAUUGGACGGAUAGUUCAUAGCUUGGCAGCUAGGCAAAGUGGUGGUCGCCUUCUUAUUGUCCAAGAGGGUGGAUAUCAUGUUACAUAUUCAGCUUAUUGUCUUCAUGCAACACUUGAAGGUGUGCUCAACCAACCACUUCCUCUGUUAUCUGAUCCCAUAGCUUAUUACCCAGAGGAUGAGGCCUUUGCUGUAAAAGUAAUUGAAUCCAUUAAGCAGUACCAAAAGGACACCUUCCCAUUUCUAAAAGGAGCUUAAUUUGGAGAAUGCUGAUUCUGAAGAACUUCUCCAAGGAGCCAAUUAAAAUGGGUUUAUUGGUGUCAGCUUAUUGUAAAUAUGAUAUUUAUAAGAAUUAUUUUGAUAAUUAGAUCAGGGUAAUUUCUUUGUUCCAACCACUAAAAUAAAUUCUUAAUUCUAAUUAGUUCGUUCCAUAGUAAAAUGUGAGAUUAGAUUUUCUUUCUUUCAGUUGUUCCUAUUAUAAGAAAACAUGUUGGAUUUAA